AUGGCCGCCAGUCGCUUUGGCGCCUCCAAGUUCCGCAACUCGGUCCCCUUUGUCCCGCCCAGAGAGGAAUGGUAUAGGUCCAACCUCCCGACCAGCUCGUCCAACUCAACCUCCUCUGCGACCUCUUCAUUCAGGUCUGAGUUGCAGACGAACCGACAAUCUCUUGUUACCAUCUCUCCUGCUGGAGAUCUCUCUUGGCGGGGCUAUCAUGCUGCCGGAGCGGCAGCGAAGGUGGGACACGGGAAAGUGGGGAGUGGAGGUGGAGUGGGGGAUUGGGAUUUGGGGAGAGUUGAAGGGGAUGAGAUGGCUGUGGGAGGCUCGGAUGGAUCUAUCUCCCUAUAUCGGCUUCAUCCCGACGACACUGCCCUUCCCUCGGCGGAGCACACCACACCCGCCUCGGGCUCGCCCAUUACCUCCAUCUCGCUUCACCCAACAGUCCCCUCCAUCGUACUGUCCUCCAGCGUCCCUCAAUCAGCCGCGAUAUGGGACUUCUCCUCCUCCCCCUCCGCCCCCUCCAUCGAGCUCGAAGCCAAGGAGCCCAAAGGGAUGUGGUCUGUCGCAUGGUCUCCGGACGGCCGCCUCGUAGCUGGAAUAGGCAAGAGCGGUACCGGCUACAUCUGGGAACCUCGCUCCUCCACUACACCCACGAUGACUCGUGCUCUCCCCUUACAGCCCCUCAAGCCCGCUCGAGUCGUCUGGGUCGGAGAGGACAUUUUUGUCACAUCUACCUCGCGGACCCGGAACCGGGAAUACCACCUUUUCUCCACCUCCAAAUCGCUCGGAACAGUGUUCACCCAGAACAUCGAUACCAAUACCGCGCCGCUCAUUCCUACCGUCGACCAAGAACGGCGGAUCGUCUAUCUCGCGGGGAAAGGCGAUAUGACGCUCCGCCAGGUCGAGCUGUCCGGUCCGAAUGGGUUCCAGGAGACAUUGCACUCGCUUCCAUUUGCCAUCUCCGCGGCGGGCCUGGCUCUGGCGAGUCCGACGGUCUUGCCUGUCAUGCAAGCUCAGAUCGCGACAGUCCUGGUUCCUGUGGUGGAUAAGGAUGGCGAGGCGGUGUUGCCAUUUGGGAUCAGAGUGCCUCGGAGGCAACUUAUAGACUUUCACGAGGAUUUGUAUCCCGAGAUUCGCGGUUAUUUACCUGAAAGCUCAGCACAAGAAUGGUUCGACGGACAAGAUAAAAUGCCGCUUCCUAUCUCGCUCGAUCCCGCCAAGCGUACCACAUGGGAAGCGGAGCUCGGCAAGCAGUCGGCACAGCGGUCGGCCGACAAGCCAGCAGGUACUGCCUCUUCCCAGCGAGAACCAUCUCCGCCACCGGUCAUUCAAGAAGCAGCGAAAGCGGAAAUUCCACCCGUACCUGUCGCUUCAUCCUCAGCGCCGCCUAAAACUGCAGAGUCCGCUCCGGAACAGCCAUCACUCGACGUACCCGCUCUCCAGGGAGAUGAAACAUACUCGUCUACCGCGUAUAAGGCCCGCCUGAUCGCUCAGCAUAUCAAAGGCGAUCUCGAGAGGCAUCGAAAGUCGGGGGCAAAGGAGCCGAUGUUUGUUGGGCUGCAGGGUCCCCAAGGGUGUGGCAAGACCACUCUCUGCGAUGGCUUUGUUGCCUAUCUCAGCGAGAAGCUAGGGAUCAAGGCAGCUGUCCUAUCGUUGGACGAUCUGUACCACACGAAUGCCAACCUCAAAGCGGUAGCCGCCAAACACCCCAACAACCACCUGCUCUCAGGUCGCGGACCACCUGGAACGCACGACACCGAUCUCGCCCAAUCCGUCCUCACCUCCGUCAAAGCCAUCAACGACUCAUCCGCGACUGUCGACCUACCCAUCUUUGACAAGUCCCUCGUCAAUGGCGAAGGCGAUCGCAGCUCCCGCGUCAUCACCAUCUCCGGCCCCAUCGACGUCUUCAUCCUCGAAGGGUGGUCUAUGGGUUUCGCACCUCUCUCCUCUGACCGCCUGAAGGAGCGCUACGCCUCCGCUCCGUCCGACGCGUACUUUGCCGCCCAUUCCCUCGAGGCUCUGACGGAGCUCAACGACUACCUCACCACCUUUUCGUCGGCCGUUUAUCCAUUUUUCAGCACGCUCAUCACGGUCGUCCCGACGUCGUAUGAACAUGUCUUCGCGUGGCGGCUGCAGCAAGAGCACGCGAUGAAGGCGGCGAAUGGCGGUAAGGGGAUGACGGACGAGGGGGUGAGGAAGUUCGUGGAGCGAUAUAUGCCGGGAUAUGAGUUGUGGAGAGAAGGGAUUUGGGAGAGGGGUUGGAGCGGGCUGGAACUGAAGUAUGGGAGGGAAAGGGAGGUGCUGGCUGUGGAGAAGCAAGAGGGGAAGGCUUCGGCUCGACCGGCCAGCCAGGCUGCUAUGCAGGCGCCGGCGCCGGACCAGGUCGAGAAACCUGUCGCCAAGGCGUCCCAGCCGGCAGCAUCGUCAGCCAUUUCAGCCCCUUCUCCACAGGCACCUGAAACCCGUCCGCCCUCACCAAAGUCGGAACCGAAAGCCCCGGUUGCGUCUGCCAAGCCCGCCCCAUCCACCUCGACCACCCCAAGCGCUCCCUUCAACCCCACCUACUCUCGCAAAUUCAUCUCUGCCAAAGCUCCCCUAAUCCCCUCCUACGACGCCCUGCCUCCUCUCGCGACCCUCCAUCCCGACUCGCUCAUCCUCAAAGCUACCCGCCACCUCGCCUUCUUCCCUAUCCAAGGCACCGGCGGACGACUCGGCGUGCACCCCUUGGCCAAGAAAGGGCGGAUGCCGAAUGGCGGCCAGGGGUAUCUGAGCGGCGGGGUCGAGAUUGCGGACUUUGCGGUGGAGCCGUUCGAGAGAGCGGAAGGGGCGAGGGUGGCUGUUGCGGGCGAGGAUGGGGCCAUUAGGGUAUGGACGGUUGGGAAGGACGGUGUAGAAGGGCCUGGACCGGAGCCUGAGCUGAGUCUGAAAGGUCAUGGCAUCGACAAGAUCGUCCAGCUUGCGUUCCAUCCCACAGCGAAAGACCUCCUCGUCGCUGCGACCAACGACCACACCUCCGCAUCACUGCGCUUCUUCGACCUAUCCUCUGGCUCAGAAUCCCGCGUCGUACCCGUUGACACCAAAGGCAUCUUCAACUUUUCCAUCUCCCCGGACGGCGCCCUCUUCGCCAUUGCCUCCAAAGACGGGCAGGUCGUCGUCCUUGACCCGCGCAAACCAGACUCGCAGCGCUGCGGCAAAGCACACGACAGUCCCCGGUCGUUCCAGCUCGCCUGGAUCUCCCCGACCCACCUCGUCUCCGUCGGUUUCAAUCGGGGCUCUCAGCGCCGUAUCAACCUUUACAGCACCACAUCUUCGUCCGUCGAGACCGUGCACUCGAUGAUGAUUGACAUCUCCCCCUCGGUGCUCUUCCCAUCUUACGACCCGGAUACCCGCAUACUCUACGUGUGGGGUAAAGGCGAGCGCGCCAUCUCGGCAUACGAAGUCAACCUCGAUAACAAGACUGAGCCGAUAUCAAAGUUGCCGACGUAUACGGCUGGAGAAGCGCAGAUGGGGGUGGCGUUCAAAGGCAAGUCGGAGGUGGAUGUGCGGAAGGUGGAGGUUAUGCGGGCGCUGAGGAUGACGGGGAAGACGAUUGAUGAGGUCACGUUUUCGAUACCGAGGAAUAAGCCCGAUUUCUUCCAGGAUGACAUCUACGUCGAUACGGUCGACACGGAGCAGGCGGUGUCUACGGCAGAAGAGUGGUUGGGCGGGAAGGAUGCCGCCUUACCCUACAAAAGCCUCAAACCUGAUGGCAUGACACCACUAUCGCAAGCGCCCAAAACGACCACAGCGGCCAAAGCUAAAUUUGUGCCCGGAAAAGAUGUCCUUUCCGAGGAAGAAAAGAAGCGACGCGAGAUGGACGCGCUGUUUAACAAGGCCAAAGCGGACGAGAGCUCGGAUGACGAAGCGCCGAUCAAGGGACUGGCGCCGCCUGAUGAUGACUGGUAG
This is a messenger RNA of Dioszegia hungarica, 3939 nucleotides long. RefSeq names its product putative actin cross-linking. Bases 1 to 3939 code for a protein of 1312 amino acids. The record is from RefSeq and is a predicted model, not a curated record. NCBI's taxonomy places the organism in Eukaryota, Fungi, Basidiomycota, Tremellomycetes, Tremellales, Bulleribasidiaceae. The transcript is spliced from 8 exons. Gene Ontology annotation, molecular function: protein binding.